AAAACAAACACAGCUAGUACUGGCAUUAGCCAGCAGCGUUUUCAAAUUGGACUACCCGCUAAUAAAGAGAAAAGAGAAGAAGCUAAAUAUAAGCUCUCCCCUCCAGUAACAGCAGCAACUCGAGAGGCGCUUAGCAAUGGAGGCGGCGGUGAUAGACGCUGGUACUCAGCUCCUUAAAGCCGGCACCGCAGUUCCAGAUCAAGCUCCGCCCAUGAUAAUUCCGAGCCAAAUGAAACGAAUGGUGGAAGAUGGAACAUCGGGUGAUAAUAAUGAAUCCGUAUUUGAGGAUGUAACUGUCGAUCCUGUUGUUCGAGGUUAUAUAAGAGAUUGGGAUGCGAUGGAAGAUUUGUUGCAUUAUGUUUUAUACACUAGUCUUGGUUGGGAAGAGGGAAAUGAAGGCCAAGUUUUGUUUACCGAUCCCCUUUGCACUCCCAAGGCUGUUAGAGAACAAUUGGUACAAUUGAUGUUUGAGACAUUUAAUGUUUCUGGGUUUUAUGCAUCGGAGCAAGCGGUGUUGUCUCUUUAUGCAGUUGGGCGUAUCUCUGGAUGCACCGUUGAUAUCGGUCAUGGGAAGAUUGAUAUUGCACCAGUACUUGAAGGUGCUGUUCAGCACAUUGCUUCAAGAAGAUUUGAAAUUGGUGGUGUUGAUUUGACAAAGUUACUUGCCCAAGAACUGAGUAAAUCUAAUCUUUUGGUGAAUCUCAAUGCAUCUGAUGCUGAGAUGUUAAAAGUAAAGUACUCCUGUUGUGCUGAAGACGAGCUUGCCUACGAGAAGACUCAAAGGUCAAGUGAUACAGAGGAGCAUACCCUUCCUGAUGGACAGGUGAUUAGAAUUAGAAGAGAAAAAUAUACAAUUGGUGAGGCAUUAUUUCAACCAUCUAUACUGGGUAUAGAGGCACUUGGAAUAGUUGAGCAGCUUGUACGUAGUAUUUCAACUGUUUCUUCAGAGAACCACCGCCAACUGCUGGAAAAUACUGUACUUUGUGGUGGCAUAACUUCUAUGCCUGGUUUUGAAGAUAGGUUUCAGAAAGAAGCAAGCCUGUGCUCAUCAGCUAUUCGUCCUUCACUUGUAAAGCCUCCAGAAUAUAUGCCCGAUAAGUUGACAGAGUACUCUGCAUGGGUGGGAGGUGCCAUACUAGCCAAAGUUGUGUUCCCUCAGAAUCAGCAUGUUACCAAGGGAGAUUACGAUGAAACUGGACCAUCCAUUGUCCAUCGGAAAUGCUUUUGACCCGUUUAAUAUGUGUGAGUUGCUAAAUGUUUUUUCUAUUUCUACUUGUAUUAUGGUAGAUGGCUAGGAUGGCACUGAACAAUAGACUAGUAGGAUUAUCAACUUGGAAGAAAUGCCAAAUAAUAUUUUCUGUGUUUGUAGUUUUUCUUCAUUUUUGGACAUUUCAUGGAUCGUAUGAUUCAACAGGAUUCCAUUUAACCUUAAAACAUUUAUUGUUUA
Molecule: messenger RNA, 1447 nt
Organism: Populus nigra (black poplar)
Lineage: Eukaryota; Viridiplantae; Streptophyta; Magnoliopsida; Malpighiales; Salicaceae
Product: actin-related protein 7-like
Exons: 7
Coding region: 137-1228 (363 amino acids)
Biological process (GO): anatomical structure morphogenesis
Cellular component (GO): nucleus
Source: RefSeq, a predicted model, not a curated record